AUGGUCGCUAGCAUAUCCUUGCCCGAGCUGCCUGUGGGGAUUCUUUCCGUCAUUUUCAAGUACAUGGAUGCACUUUCACUCAAGUAUCUUGUAGGGGGGAAAUGGGGAAGUCUACCCAGUAAGGCUCGUGAGCUAGCCGUUGAGCAAUGUGCACAAGAACUGAGUCUUUUACCAUAUGUCCAUACAUUGGUCUUGUAUGGAAGCACUCCGCUUUGGACUUCAAAUGGGUUUGAUCUAUAUCGAAAGAUUCUCGAAAAAAUCCCUGGUCUAAAGGAAGUCUAUCUAGACUGGCAACACGGGAAUUAUCUAGAGUCUCGAACCUUUCAAGCCCUUCCGUUAGGGCUGACCAAAAUAUCCUCACUCCAACACGCAACAUCCUCAAAAAUGGAGAAAUGGUUACAAUCAAACAUGGCAACCUUGGAAAGCCUUGAUCUACAUGUCGGUGAACUAUUUUGA
Molecule: messenger RNA, 456 nt
Organism: Acaulospora colombiana
Lineage: Eukaryota; Fungi; Glomeromycota; Glomeromycetes; Diversisporales; Acaulosporaceae
Source: the annotation of a GenBank genome assembly